AUGAAGAGAAGGUAUUGUCCUGUUGUUUUACGCUCUCUCCUUGGAGUAUCAUCAUCAUCUCGUAGUGGAAAAGGCUUGAAUUCAAUCAAUUUUUCCUCAACUUUGCAAGCCAAUCUAACAAAAAACAUUUCGAAUGGAAUGUUAUGUUCCGAGAAUUUUCAUCAUCAUCAUCAUCACGGAAGAAGUAUUGGCUUGGAUUAUAUUAAAACAGCUUUUAAAGCUUUUUCAAAGAGUGAAACUGUAAAUUCGGAACCAAAGACUGCUAGUAGUGAAAAACAAAUUCAAAACGAGUCAUCUACAAGUACAACAAUAAUUGAUUCCGAAUUUUCCAAGGAUAAAGAAUACAAGAAAUUGGAAUCCAUGGAAAAGAAGAGAAGAUUUGAGAAUAUUAUUAAUUAUUACGUGUUANAUUGCAAGAAAAAGCCACUUGCUAAUCCAGAUAGAGAUUUUGCUCUCUACAAAUUCUUUUUGAAUGCCUUUUCAAUGAUUAGACAGGCUCACAGUGCUUUGGAUU
This is a messenger RNA of Naegleria gruberi, 514 nucleotides long. RefSeq lists its product as uncharacterized. The transcript has a single exon. NCBI's taxonomy places the organism in Eukaryota, Heterolobosea, Eutetramitea, Acrasida, Naegleriidae. The record is from RefSeq and is a predicted model, not a curated record. The annotation marks the transcript as partial.